This is a messenger RNA of Rhizophagus irregularis DAOM 181602=DAOM 197198, 1264 nucleotides long. RefSeq lists its product as uncharacterized. Gene Ontology annotation, biological process: regulation of transcription by RNA polymerase II. Gene Ontology annotation, cellular component: mediator complex; core mediator complex. Lineage: Eukaryota; Fungi; Glomeromycota; Glomeromycetes; Glomerales; Glomeraceae. The record is from RefSeq and is a predicted model, not a curated record. Gene Ontology annotation, molecular function: transcription coregulator activity.
CACAAUGUAGACACUAACGCUAACGCUACCGAAGAUAAUAGUCAAAUACAACUUCCUAAUGUCCAGCUUUUCUCAAACAUCGGCUACAUUUCAGGAGGAAUUCUCAAACGAAAUAACCACACCAGUUAAAGGUUAUUUGGUCGAAUAUGAGGGUUUAAUAGAUCAAUUUUUUAAUGCGAUUGCAUCAUAUUCGGAAGGAAUAAAACAAAUAAAUCAAACACCGAUAGAAAUAAUGAAAAAGAUUGUAGCUUUAGAUAAAAAAUUACAGAAAGGACUUGAUUUAAUCGAAGAACAUCAAAAAGUUCAUCGUAAACUUUUACAAAUGGAAAAUGAAAUUGACAUAGAAAAUCAAGCAUUGAUGGAUUUUGCGUUGGCACUGAAAACGGGAAAAGAACAACUCGAUAUAUGUUUAGAGGAAGCACGCAUAACAAAGCAAGCCAUUCGAACGGCAGAAGAAUCUCGAGUGAGUGCCGAAGAAAUAUUGGAUUAUGCUAAUAGACUAAGCCAAUAUACAUCAGCUCCACCCCAUUACAAUCCUGCAAUACCUUCUUCGAUGAUAGCCUAUCCACCUUACCCUGAUGAACCACGUAUGCGAAUGGGAUUAUUAUUUCGGCAGCACGCAGACGAAAGUUUUGAAGAUGAAGAUCAAUCUCUCGAGGAAGAGGACGAAGAAGAUGAUGAAGAUGAAGAACCUGAUCGUGUAAUGAUAGAUGAAACACACGCAAGAUCAAAUUCUUUUGGCCCCGUGGAAAUUGUGCAGCAAACCAAUCAAACAGAUGCUCUCAAUUUGGAUUUGAAUCCUGAUCUGGAAUAUUAAAAAACUCGAUUCUUAAAAUUAAUUCUCAUUAUUACGAGAUGAAUUAAUCGACCGCAGUGAAUUCAUGAGUUGAUCCUUCGUAAAUGAUUGAUAAUUUAACGUAUUUUCUAAAAUAAAUUUCCUAAUUUGGAAAUUAAACGACAAGUAGCAAUAUUGUAAUUUAUUGUUCACGUUACACACAUAUUCAUUGCAUUAGCUGCAUUAAGAUAAUAUGAAGUAGGAAGCAGUGGAGCAAAUGUAUCGUUCUUGACCUGUGCGACGGGUCUGACUGGACCGCAUAAUAUAUUUUACAAUAGGGGGGGUGGGUUCAAGGUUAUGCCAUCAGGAAGCAGUGGAAGUAGAUAAGUCGCGACGAAAUUUCAAUGUUUUGAUCCAAAAUAAACAUUUUUUAUCACGUAAAUAUUCCACGCGACCAUAAGUUCUCAAACUCAUCUAUUUUUAGGAAAA